AUGGCGAAAGGCGUAGACUACACCACAGGAUUCCCAGACUGCCAACGGUUGCACCAAAUCAUUAACACGCUCCGUCUCGCCCAGCACAUCUUGAUAUCACAUGAAAAGAUAGUAUGUCUGCUCAACGCCAACAAGGUCGGCACCCAGGAGGAGAAUAGGAGACAUGUGAGGAUUAUUCGAGGAUUUACGAGGACUGCCAUGGCGCUGCAAAAACAUGCAGAAGACACAACAGCGUUGAUGUCCAAGCUCCUCGAGUACAGAAAGUUUGACGCCCUCUGCGGACAGGCUACGGCAAUAACAUCCUUGGGCACGCAAUCGAACACCCAGACUUCCCAUCUUCGCCACCUGGCUGAAAAGUCCAAGGAGGAUACCAAGUUCACGAAGGGGUUGGCUCUCAUUGCCACCCUUUAUUUACCCGUAAAUCUCAUUGCGGUAGGCGUGUAA
Messenger RNA from Lasiodiplodia theobromae, 444 nucleotides. Its product is annotated as CMGC/CDK protein kinase. The record is from RefSeq and is a predicted model, not a curated record. Lineage: Eukaryota; Fungi; Ascomycota; Dothideomycetes; Botryosphaeriales; Botryosphaeriaceae. The transcript is spliced from 2 exons. Bases 1 to 444 code for a protein of 147 amino acids.